Talaromyces proteolyticus is the source of this 2048-nucleotide messenger RNA. RefSeq lists its product as uncharacterized. The record is from RefSeq and is a predicted model, not a curated record. The transcript has a single exon. Lineage: Eukaryota; Fungi; Ascomycota; Eurotiomycetes; Eurotiales; Trichocomaceae. The coding region runs from base 95 to 1855 and encodes 586 amino acids.
UGUUAUUUGGCAGCAUUGGGAAGACCUAAGUCUAGAAUAAAAAUGCUAGUUUGAAACAUUUGAUUGGGUUGUGAGAUCGUGUUUCCAAGAUUUCAUGUGCUCCAUAAGACCUAUCCAUUACCAAUCAUUAACUCAACUCAUGAUGUUACACAGUCAAGCAGAGUACCAUAGGUUCAUUGAAUCGCAGCCCGCUACUGUAAUUGCGGACUACCUGCGACAUGAUCAGCAACGAUGUCGCAACAAGGAGCUACCCAGCAUGUUGGCUAUGUAUCUGCCAUCGUCGUCAUCAUCACCGCUGGCUAUGGCGAUUGCAAAUAACCUGUCCAACAUCGAUGUGCCGCUGAGCUUGAAAGAAUUGCAAUACGAUAGUAUUGUCAAGUCCAUCAGGGCUUAUUUACAUCAACUUGACCACGUGCAGAGUGGCGAGAGCAAUUGCGAAAAGAAGAAUCUCAACACGCCAACCCCAAAUGAGUUUUCCACCGCGAUUAAGGUAUUAGACUAUCUCCGGAAGGAGGAGAAGCAUACAACACCUAAAAUUAGUGACUCAACUCCACUUGCGGAUGUAAUGCGCGCUAUUGAUACACAUCUCGGUAUCGACCCCAUGUUUUGCGCGUCAUUCGAUUCGAUAUCCCUACAGAAUACGUCUCGCAAGUGCUAUAUAUGCAGACAUGAAUUCCGUCGUUCAGAGUCACAUCACUUGUACCACGCUUUGUGUCGGCCAUGUGGUCACUUUAACCUCACUCAGUCUGAAUUAGCCUUUCCUGAGAAGUUGAAUCUAGAAGGGAAAACCGCCCUUGUGACAGGCGGCCGUGUCAAUUUAGGGUUCUACACUGCAUUGCGUUUACUUCGAUGUGGCGCCAAAGUCAUCGUGUCGACGAGAUAUCCUCAUGAUGCCGAGUCGAGAUAUUCGCAACAACACGACGCGAACAAAUGGACAUCGAGGCUGCGGAUCGUGGGUGCCGACUUUCGAACCGCUAGGGAUGCUUUUCAGCUUGUUGCUGCUCUAAAAUCUCUUCUGCGCGAGUGGUCUAAGACCGCGCUACAUAUUUUAAUCAACAAUGCUGCUCAGACGCUCACAGACCCUGUCAAGUCUGAAUUGGCUGCUGUUAGACGGGAGACACAGUUACAAAACAGCUUCGAAAGUCGCCCGUCUACUCUCCUCUCUGAAACCCAAUACAAAUACGAACCUAGAGUCCGAGGUGGUAUGCAAGAGAUUUGGAAAUCUAGUAUCGAGGGCAACUCCAAGCAUCAAAUCAGUCAAUCCCCGUUCAAGCCAGAAGAUCAAGAUGGAAACGAGGCGAGGCUUUCAAAGGGACUGGGCGGGCAUGAUUCUGAAACUGAAAGGUCAUCGUGGGUGCAGGAAAUGUCAGAUAUUCCUUACGAGGAUAUUAUCAGUGCUUUUUCAGUCAAUUCAUUUGUGCCGCUCAUCCUGUGCCGGGAACUGCUACCUGUCAUGGGUUCACGAUCAGGAGCUAGGAAAAACAAAUCGAAUAUUUCUCGCCCAGAGGGAUAUAUUAUCAACGUCUCUUCGCGCGAAGGAAUUCUCGAAAACAGGUCACCUAAGACAGGCCACCAUGUUCACACCAACAUGUCCAAAGCUGCUAUUAACAUGAUCACCGAAACCGAGGCUGAGAAUGCGUGGGCACGACAGGUGGCAAUGAACACUGUCGACCCGGGGUACAUGAGCGCAGCGCCAGAAUUUGAGAGGGAUGAAGGCUGUCCCAUCGGCUUUGAGGAUGGGACAUCUCGAGUCUUAUGGCCGAUUGCUGUUGGUGAGAUGAGAGAAUCGGUUAUAAUUCGUGGUCGUUUCUUGAAACAUUUUGGCGCAGUUGGAGCGAGCAUCCAGCGAGGGUGAUUAGCAUGGAUUCCUCUUGCUACAGGAUAUCAUUCCACAGCGCUCACUACUACGUCUAGAUUGGUACUCAAAAACCAACUAGUUUGAGAACGAUGGUCUGAUAGAAUAUUGAAAUCUACACAACAAUUUCAAUUGAUUACCCUCUUCCAACAGCUGAAUGACAGGGGUGCUAUCAAUUGUGUGUGAACGAUAA